UAGUUUGGUAGUUCUGUAAAAGAAAAUUGACAAGAACAAAUUCAAAAUAAAAAUAUUGUUGAUGUAUAAAUUAAUAAUUAAUUAGACCAAUAUCCAAUAUUCACUCAAAAUGAGUGAAUUCGCUUUGCAGCACCUCGUUUCAGAACUGGUGGAAAUAUUAGGUGGUAAACACCCCCCAGAUAAAGUUUUGGAAAUCCUCCAAAAAAGUAUCAGUAAAAACACUGAGAACGCUUAUACUUCCUCUCAGAUUGCUGUCCAAACUCAAGUUCAACAAAUCGUAGAAAACUUGGAAGAUCCACAGUUGUUUCUUUCUAUGUUUGAGGAUUUAAAACAGAAGAAUGUGGAUAAUUUAGGCCCAUUUGUCAAUUUGAUACAUCUCUUCUUACAAGAUCCCAAGCUCAAGGUUUUUCUACAUAAAAAAAGUAGUAGCAAACAAGAAUCUUGUUCGAAUGUUAAGGCUACUAUAACUAAAGAUGAUUUACCGCAGGUUCGAUCGAGACUCAAGAACGCAAUCACUAAAUCUUCCAAAUUUGAGGGACAAUCUCAAAAUCCAUCUUCAAUUUCUGGAUUGAAUACGUCCACUUUGCCUGUUGCUAGCACCCCAACUGUUGUAUCGUGGGUGCAAAGGAGGCCUAAUAUGUCGUGGGACUUUUCUUGCACCAAUUUGGGAUCUUAUAAUGCUACCGUGCCUGUAAUUUCACAAGAGAACAUUUUAAUUGAUGACCUUUUGAAUAUAAUGAUAGGUCUCCCUGGGUGUUAUAUUGAACCAGAAGAACUCAAAGAUCCUUAUGGUCCUAGAACCUUCAAAAUUAAUGAUAAUGUGCCAUUACAUCUGAAAGAGUUGGUAAAGCAAAUUCUUCCAAUUGCUAGUCAUUAUUCCAUUAUUCAGAGAUUCAUAGAAGAGAAAAUGAGGUUUGAAUUUGGUCAAGUGAACAAUGCUUUGGCAGAGAAAAUGGCAGCGAUCAUUAAGGAACAUACGUUAUUCGUCGUUCAACUUGAAAGUGAAUAUAGGGCUGAAAAUUUGGAUCUGCAAAAGUUGUGGUUCUUCGUCCAGAGGAAUAUGCAAACUCUUGCCGUAACAGCCAAUAUUGCCUCAACGAUAAGCAAGUCUGAUGCAGUGGGUGGUAAAGUCCUCAGUUUGUUACAUGAUCGUAUAACAAGCUUCAUAGGCGAUGAUAAAACGCAAAACUUAUGUGUUUGUCUCAUGGAGGCAGCUUGUGUUCCGUACAUGAAAAUGUUGAGUAUGUGGAUUUAUCAUGGAAUCAUCACUGACCCUAUCAAAGAGUUUCUGAUUGAAGAUAAUGAAGUUGUUCAAAAAGAAGAAAUGCCGUUGGAUUACUCGUCGGAUUACUGGGAUAAAAAAUACGCCAUACGAAGAGAAAGGAUACCUAAAUUCCUCGAACCAAUGGCGGAUAAAAUUCUCAAAGCCGGGAAAUAUCUCAACGUCAUCAGGCAGUGCGGUAAACCGCAUAAAACGAAAAUCAUCAAAAUCCAAUACAAAAUCGAGGAAAAACAUUAUAUCGAAGCGAUUGAAAAAGCUUAUGUGUCCGCUAGUCAAACACUGUUAGACCUCGUUAUCAAAGAAAAAGAUCUGAUCGGAAGACUGAAAUCGGUUAAAAAUUAUUUCCUCUUGGAAAAAGGAGACUUUAUAAUAACUUUCUUGAAUUUAACCGAAAAGGAAAUGAGCAAAACUAUGGGAAAUGUCAUCCAGGGAAGAUUGGAAGCGCUGAUGGAUCUGUCUUUGAGGUUAUCCAGCGCCAUAAACGACCCUUACAAAGACGACCUCCAAACGGAUCUCUUACAGCACGGAUUACAAUUUCAAAUGUUCAAAAUUCUGAGUAUACAGACUUCGGCGGAACAAGAAUAUAGGUCCAUUCAAGAACAAAAGAAUCUUCUGGUCAUAGAAACGUUCGCUUUCAGCUAUAAAGUCCACUGGCCCUUAUCGCUGAUCCUGAACAAGAAAUCUCUCAUGUGCUAUCAGAUGAUUUUCCGGCACCUGUUCUACUGCAAGCAUGUCGAUCGUAUGAUAUGUCAGGUAUGGAGGGCCAAUAAGGUGGCCAAGAAGUUUCCCUUCGAAGAUGCGCAGCAAUACAGGGCGGCCUUUGCUCUGAGGCAAAAAAUGUUGCAUUGCGUUCAGAAUUUGGAGUAUCACAUGAUGGUGGAGGUUAUCGAGCCACAUUGGUGUUCUUUCAUGCAGAAGAUUGCCAAGGUGAAUAACGUGGAUGAAAUUUUGUUUUGCCACUCGGACUUUCUCGAUAGCUGUCUGAAGGAUUGCAUGCUGACCAUUCCGCAUAUUUUGGCGACCAUCAUUAAGAUUUUGUCGAUUUGUGUCGAAUUCUGCAAAUUUAUCCAGAGGACACAACGCUACUUUGUGGAAGCCGAACUGGGAUCAUUGCCAAACUCAAUGUUCGAAUCCUACACUGCACAGACAGACUUGGUAUUUCAUCAUCCUAGUCAGAUAGCGAGCGGACAGUCCGCACCGAGUUUCAAAGAGAAGAUAUCUGAGUUUGAUGCUGAAUUCACCUCUGCCCUGCUGAGUCUGCUGGAUCAAAUCAAUGAACUGAACAAGGACACGAGGGAACACGACAGACUCUUCAAUUUGUUGUACAGGAUGGAUUUCAACGCUUAUUAUUCCAGUCAUCGUAUAGUGAAUGGUUUUAGUCAUAUCAAGGAGUCUUCAGGAUGAAAAUUCAGUGAUGUCACUUCCAUAAUACGAUAAUUUAUUGAUGAGAUCUGAGUUGAUCCUAAAUGUAUUGUAUUAAGUCGUUUUUUAUUAAAUCGUUUGGAAUAAU
Coccinella septempunctata (seven-spotted ladybird) is the source of this 2792-nucleotide messenger RNA. RefSeq names its product gamma-tubulin complex component 2-like. Gene Ontology annotation, biological process: cytoplasmic microtubule organization; mitotic cell cycle; microtubule nucleation. Gene Ontology annotation, cellular component: spindle pole; gamma-tubulin small complex; centrosome. Lineage: Eukaryota; Metazoa; Arthropoda; Insecta; Coleoptera; Coccinellidae. The record is from RefSeq and is a predicted model, not a curated record. The coding region runs from base 110 to 2686 and encodes 858 amino acids. Gene Ontology annotation, molecular function: gamma-tubulin binding; microtubule minus-end binding. The transcript has 14 exons.